AUGUGCUGCAUAUCACCACCUGCCCGAGAUCGGAAAUACAGGUUCCGACUGGGCGGCGUGCUGAACAGCCUGCAGUCCAUCCGGCGACUCCACGUGGAGGUGCGGGAGCCGAAGCUGGAGAGAUCAGCUGUGGGGAGGCUUUGGGCCGAGAGGCUGAAGGAACUGCGCCUCACUGGCCGCAACCUGCGCCAGAUCGAGCCCGAGGCGUUCCAGGGUUUCCGAGGCCGCCACGAGCUGGUGCUGCAGGUGAGGGACACGUCCAUCUCCGAGCUGCCCGACGACCUGUUGCGCGACCUGCGCCACGUGACCACUCUGACGCUUGACUUACGCCGCAACCGGCUCAUCAACAUGGGUCCGAGCACGCUCUACCCGAACGGCUCCGAGUGGGAGAAGGUCGGCACGAAGGCCGUCAAAGGUGGCAUUCUGCUCGGCGAGAACCGCUGGGUGUGCGACUGCGCGCUGACCUGGCUGGGCCAGUGGCAGCGCCGCUGGGUGCGCGAGAGCCUGCGCAUCCACACAGCCGUACCCCGCAGCGCUCAGCACGUGCACCACGUGGUGCGGCAGGCCACCUGCACCGACCUCAGGACGGGCUCGGAGACGCCGAUCAUGGAGCUGCGCGCAGAGGACCUACGCUGUCGGAUCGGCGCCGUCGGCCGAGGUGGACCUCUGGCGUGCUCGGCAGAGGCCUGCUCCGGCUCAGAUGUCACCUCCAGCACACUGUGA
Pollicipes pollicipes is the source of this 723-nucleotide messenger RNA. Its product is annotated as chaoptin. Lineage: Eukaryota; Metazoa; Arthropoda; Thecostraca; Pollicipedomorpha; Pollicipedidae. Bases 1 to 723 code for a protein of 240 amino acids. The record is from RefSeq and is a predicted model, not a curated record. The transcript has 6 exons.